Cuscuta campestris is the source of this 3531-nucleotide messenger RNA. NCBI's taxonomy places the organism in Eukaryota, Viridiplantae, Streptophyta, Magnoliopsida, Solanales, Convolvulaceae. The record is from the annotation of a GenBank genome assembly.
CUCUUGUUUCUUUCCCACCCACCACACAUCACGCUCUACUUCUUUAAUCUUUAAUCAUUAAGAUAGAUUAGAAUAUUAAACAGCAAAAAGAGAAGUUCCCACCAAGACUCUUUUUUUUCUUCAUUUUUGCCCCAAAUCCUCGUUCCAGAUCUUCAUCAAAGCUCCCAUCUUUGAAAUCUCUGCUCAGCUCCGCCGUUGUUUUCUGUUGUCCAUAGAAACUGUUUGUGCAUUGUGCCUUCCAAGUUCUGGGAUCUGAUGGAGUCGAACUCGGGUUACUGCUGAAGGAUUUUAAGGAUUCCAGGCUGACAUUUUUUCCUGGUGUCGAGCACGAUGAACGCUAAUGAAGUCUUGGAUUACAUUGAAUUUCGGAUUUACCCUAGCGAAAAUAGGUAUGAAGCUUGCAUAAGCUGUCACAAUGAGAUAGAAACGGCAAGUUCGGGGCUUCUAGAGCAACUUGCACUGCAUUCUUCAAUAGCCAAAGCUUUGAGCUUGAAAGGAUCAGAAUCCUAUUUUAAGCUCGAACCACCAGACAAUCUUAGCGAGGCUACAUGGUUUUCAAAAAUCACAUUAAUUAGGUGUCUUAAUAUUAUUAAUUCAAUGGAUAUACUGGAGAAGUUCAAAGAAAUGGAGAAGGAGAUAUCUCAGCUUGAAGAAGCACGAAAGUUUCAUGCUUCUUUAUAUGCAAAGGCUGAUGAUAAUUAUUAUACACCGGAUUCUUCCAAGAAUGAGUUGCUGCGGGCAAUAGAUUUACGGCUCACAACGUUAAGAGGCGAGUUGGCUGAUGCUUUUGACCUAGCUGUUGGCACCACUUGUUCUUGUGAGGAUAUUAUUGGAGUUGAAAAAUUUAGUGAUCAUUUUGGAGCCGAUGACUUGAGGAACACCUUACAAAAGUUGGUUAUAUGGAGAGGGGAGAACAAAAGCACAGACACAGCAAAUAAAAAACAAUCUGUCACAGAACAGGAUUCAGAGACAAACCAACCUGUUUCAUCAGAUCCACCAGUAAGAUAUGGUGCUUCGCCAGCUAAAGCUGCACGAGCCGAGAGAGGAAUCUCAUCAGAAUCUGAGGAUUCUUCUUCUUGCGCAGCUGAAGAGCGGAGUCGGCCUCUUGCACGACCAUCUUCGCCGAGACGGUCUGCCUCUCCCAUGAGAAGAGUUCAGAUAGGACGCAGUGGGACCCGGCGACCUGCCGCUUUAACCAUCAAGAACCUAAGCAGCCACUUACCCAUCAGAGAGAAGCGAGCAAGUAGAAAAGAUGAGAGCAGCAGUGGUGGGGAGGAAGAAGAUUCUGAAAAAGCAUUCAAAAGAUCCGAGCGAAUGAUGAGCGUGCAAGAUGCAAUAAAUCUUUUUGAAAGGAAACAGAGGGAUCAUCACCACCAGAGCACUGUUGAUGUGAAGAAGGCUGUUUCUGUUGUUGCAAAUAAAACUGUUCUGAGGAGAUGGAGCUCUGGAAUGUGUGGUGAGAGCUCAAAAGAUCCUGCUUCAAUGGCUGCCAACAGCCUGGAAACUGAAAAAACAAAUCUUGAUUCUGAUUCUGGUGUGGGAUCCAAUGCAUGUGAAGAAAAAGAGUCCGCUGUGGAAGAAGAGCAGCAGGGUGAUGGUGUCCAUACAGAGAGCAGAAGAUUGACAUCAUCUGCUGAGUGGAACCGCCAAAAGGAAGCCGAGCUUGAUCAGUUGCUGAGUAAAAUGAGGGAAACAAAACCAGCAAAACAUGAAAAUGUUGAACCCAAUGAUGUAAAAGACCAAACUGCCAUUGAACAUCAGAAGGGCGGUUUGUAUAAAGAGAAAAGGAAUGAUCAUGAUGAUAAACUUAGAGGAACUGUUAGAAGCAAGGAAAAGCAACAAGUUAGGGGUAAACCUGACUUGGCAACAGGAAAGGUAAAAACUGUUAGUAAAAAACCCAUAAAGAAAAGCAAAACACUGCCUAUGGAAUCUGGAAAUUCCAAAAGUGAAACCCCUAGACCUGCCGACUUGAAGAAAGUUUCAACAAAGGUACAGUCCUUGCCUGCCACGCGCAAGUCGUGGCCAUCUGCACCGUCUCCAAGAGCUAAAACUCCACCUCCUUUAAUGGCAUCAACCUCUCCUGCUACUGCUCGCAGACGAUCACACCCCAAUACACUGCCAGUUCAUCAGAGAGGCAAGGGACCCACACCGCCAGCAAAGUCUGCUGAAAACAGUGCAAGAAAUGCUAGUGGUGACAAGAAUCAGCCUGCAGUGACCAAACCCGCAAAAACCAAAGUGGCCAAACCUGCUAAGACCAAAGCUCAACCAGUCAGUGCAAAUCUUGAUUCCCCAGCAAAAUCUAAACUUUAUAACAGCAAGGUAUCCAAGAAAAGCAGUGUGGUACCUCUUGAGUCAAAGGAGACCCCAAAAGAACCAAAGACUUUUCUCCGUAAGGGCUCUGGGCCAGGAUCUGGUGUGAGUCCUGUCACGAAAAAGAAAGUGUCUCCACCAGAGCAGUCUUUGAGGGACUCUGUUGAUUUGGUUAAAGAUCCUAUUUUAACUGGACCCAUCGAUCAACAUUGUGAUGGGCUUCUUGAUCCACACACGGAGACUGAGACAAACAGCCCCUCAAAGUGUGAAGAAACAGAAAGUUCUGAUAUACUCCCCACGAAAGAUGAAAAUGAUUUUUGUGAAAACCAAAUAAAAAAUGAGGUUGAAGAAGAAGAGACCGACAUUCCCCCCACUGCCUGGGUGGAAGAAAUAGAGGAAAUCGAUACCGGAAACUCCUCUUCUGCUGAAGUGGGCCCUGUGAAAGCUGCUAGUCCAAGAGUACGCCAUUCUCUUUCUCAAAUGCUGAGGGAGGAAAGUAGCGAACCUGAGACUACUAUGGAGUGGGGAAAUGCCGAGAACCCGCCAACUGUGGUGUAUCAGAAGGAUGUGCCAAAAGGAUUCAAGAGACUACUUAAGUUUGCCAGAAAAAGCAAGACUGAUGUGAUAUUAAAUUCAUCAGGGGUUGCUGAAGGAGAGGAUGGCAAUGAGGAAUCUAGAGUAAGCUCUAGGAAGGGUUCUUCUGAUAAACCACUCAAGAAGACCGCAUUUCAUGGUCAUCAAAAUGCAGUAGGUCAUCAACGUCCUGUUGCUCAGAGUGUUUCUCAGCAAGUGGAGGAAGGUCGCGUUUCAGCUUCAGUAACAUCUGUGAAGUCAUCGAGAUCGUUUUUCUCUCUUUCAGCAUUCAAGGGAAGCAAGCGUGCUGAUUCUAAUCUUCGAUAAGACGUACCAUAAUUCCCUGACCCUAUCAUAUGUUCUCUCUCAGAAUCGAUUCGACGGCCAUGUCAAGUAAAUUUGUUGCACCAAAGAGGUGGGAGUACAUGCUGUAGCAAAUUAAGUAUCUUCAUAUGCACUCCAUGGGGUUCCUUUUUUUUUCUCUCAAUAACUUGAAGAUUAUUCAUAUCUUUAAUUAUUGUGUGUAAUGCACUAAUGCUCCAUAAUGGAAAUGCAUUUUUUGUAGGAUGAAAAAAAGUGUUGGAUUUGUAAUUUUAUGCAGACUGAGUCUUUUAUUUGUAGAUUGUACAAUAAUCAGUUUGCUAUUUG